AUUUUUUUAUUCAUUUAUUUAUUUAUCUGUAUUGUGACUCUCUAAAGAAAACCCAUGGGAAUGAUCAACUGAAAAUGCCAGUGGGAAUUCAGUGGUAAAAUCAAAAGUGAGUGGAGCAGAUCUUCCUUUCUGCAUUUCUACAUCAGACAUUGAAAACGGAUGACAUAAAAACGGAUACAAAUGGAAUAACACUGAGCAGCCGCAAAAGUACGAAGCCUGACUGCAAUAUAAUCGUGUUGGAAUGUUAGUUGUUAAUCCAAAUAUUAUUCCCGUGGUGUUUGUAAUAGUCUUGAACUUUCCAAAAGUUUCCGGCAAGCUCUAGAAAUAGUUGCGGAGCCUUGAAAGUAUCUCGUACAUCUCAAUGUGUACCCAACUGUAAGUGAUUCUUCACGUCAUUACAUCAGACUUCUCUGUGAAAAUAUCAGAAUAUCAGAAGAAUGCUGGAUUUUGUAAUUGGCACAGGACAAAAAAAAAAAAUUUGGUAUUCGAAACAAUGAGGACAUGCACUCAACCAUCGCUGCCUCGAAGAGGUGUUGAUUUUUUUGCUGGUGAAGAAUCGGGGGGGGAUUAUGGUGAAUUCGGGGGAACCACGGGUUUUUUUAUCGAUCAGUUCUAAAUUUAAUAUUCUUGUUGAAAUACUCUGGAAUUUUGUGGUCCUGUCGAUGUGGGUUUAUUUCCAGUGAAGCUCUCAAGCCUGAGACCUGAAAAAUCUUGAGCUCGAGAGGUUUCUAGUGCCUCAUUGCGAGAUCAGAAACAGUAAUCCUCGUUGAUAAAACAAGUGGUUGUUAUUUGAUGUUUAUGUAAUGUUCAAAAUCGUUGAAAAUGCAAUCGUCCAGAUGGCUGAUAGGGAUAUCGCUAGUGCUCGGCAUUUUGAUAAGUAUAAAUAUGACUACUGGGACACAGAGAAUUUCAGCAGUAAAACUCACUGGUGGUUAUAUGGAAAUUGUGGAAGAGGAUGUCUGCUCUGGGGCACUUCUUCGUCUUACCUGUCGAUCUCUGCGGGCCUUCAUCUUCGUUCUUCAAGCGGAAUUUCACCGGAAGAGCACUAAAACUUGUGGAUCAUCAGUAAGAGCAGAAAAACGCGCUGCCCAGUGGUACAACUAUAAUUCAGGAAUACGUAAAACUAUAACUAUUGAACUCAGGGGUAAUUACCUCAAGGAUGAGGACGACGAGAGUGGACCUGUGGUGGAUCUCCGGAAAUCUUUUAAUAGAAAAUGUUCCGGACAGCACCAUUGCCGAUUCACCGUUGCUGAGGAUCAUCCUGGGGGGGCUCAUUGGCCAACUGCUGAUCUCAGGCUCAAAUAUGCCUGCAUUCCUGAAGGUGCGGUGAAACGUUAUUGUAAUACCGAGGUGAGGAUAAACCGCGGAGAGGCAGGAUACAUAAAGUCCCCAGGAUAUCCUCUUUAUUACCCUGGAGAGUAUGCCUGCGGUUGGGCCUUCAAGACGGCUCCAGGUCAGAGGGUGGUCCUUCAGUUUCACGAUUUUAAUAUUCGCAGCCCCGAGGCUGAUGGCAAUUGUGAGGAUCUCAUCCGAAUUCAAGACAGUGGCCAGACGAUAUUCGAGUCAUGUGGCACUCGCAUUGGCACUCGAAUUGUAUCGAAUUCCAAUCAAUUGACGCUGAAGUUGAUAUCAUCGUCGAGAGUGUAUCCCGCUCGGGGUUUUCUCUUGAAAUACGAAGCUGUUGGAUGUCCUGAGACACAUGCGCCUGAUGGGAGUUUCGUAGCGAAUGAUACCUCGGAAACGCGUACGUUUCAGUGUCGCACAGGAAAUAUUUUCCCAGACACGAGAAUGCCAACAAAGACUGUCAAAUGCCAGCAAGGGGCUUGGAAUGAGACCAUCGAGCAUCUACCCAAUUGCGUUGCUACUUCUGCGACUAUUCUGAAGGCGGAAUCGGAAAAUACACGACUGUCCAGUCUUUCAGGGGAUAACACACUGGGGCAAGGGGUAAGAAUUGGACGUGGAGAAAGCGCAGACUCAAAUUUCAACAUGGACCCAGCUGCACCAGCAAUGAUCAAACAGUCCGACUACGUAAUAGAUGUAUUAUUACCCACUAUUCUCAUGGCGUUACUCUUCGUGGGAAAUGCUGUCAUCGUUUAUCUCAUAUUCCAGUACAGAAAAAGAAAAAUACCGUUGACUGCGGAAAGAGAGGAGAUGAGAGAGUUGGCUGAUGUCCCACAGGUUUGACCAUGAUACAAACCUGUACACACGCCCUAGUUCUAAGCCAAACGAAUAAGAAGGAAAUUUUAUGGCCUAUUGCAAAGUUCUUUGCAGUGAUAAGUGAACAACUAAAAUGACUCGGAUUGAAGAAAAUCGGCACAAAGUAGAGAAAUUACUUUGAAAGUAUGCGAUAAAAGUACUGCUAUUUUCAGGGGUAAUACUGGACUCACGAGUGCUCCUCGUGGAAAGGCUAUUUUAAAAAAUCGUUGAGACAAACUGAUAUUCCACAUUUUUUCUCGUAUUUAUUACGAUAAAAAUCGAAACAAUCCCUAUUUCCACGUUGUUAAUAGCGAGAAAAAACACGAGCCAACCUUUGACGAAUAUUCUUCAAUUGCCAUGUAUAAAUAUUUUCUAUGUACAUUACAAAAGAAUAUAACAUGUAUUAUACGAUCACUAUUAAAAAACUCAUUUUUAUAUGUAAAA
This is a messenger RNA of Fopius arisanus, 2640 nucleotides long. RefSeq names its product cubilin. The coding region runs from base 823 to 2184 and encodes 453 amino acids. The record is from RefSeq and is a predicted model, not a curated record. NCBI's taxonomy places the organism in Eukaryota, Metazoa, Arthropoda, Insecta, Hymenoptera, Braconidae. The transcript has 8 exons.